AUGAGCCGGAAAGGUUUGGCGUCGUUUGAUCGCAAUGCUGACCAGCAAACUAAGUUUCAAGAUCUGGGACAGGCAAUGCUGAGGCAGCGUGAGGAACAACUAAGAACCCAGCUCCAGGUUUUCCAAAACGCGUUGGUCAACUUUAAGCAGGAGCACAAGAAAGAAAUGAUGAAGAACCCCCAUCUGCGAGCGCAAUUCAGCCAGAUCUGUGAAAGUUUUGGAGUCGAUCCACUCUAUAUGACUGCCGAAGACGACCUCGAUCCCGAAGAAAGAAACAAUAGACUUGCCAUUAGAAUAUAUGAGAUAUGUCAAGCAACUAGAGACCUGUAUGGGGGUAUUAUAUCUGUGGAUGAGGUGAUCCAGCUGGUGACUAGCACUAUCCAGGAUGGCUGGCAAUUCAAAAUGAACCACCAUGAUGUGCAUGUUGCCGUGGAGAGCCUGAAAGUGCUGGGAAAUGAGUUGGAAUUGGUCAAAAUCGGGUCCAAAAUGUAUAUCAAGUCAGUGCUCCAGGAGUUCAAUGCUGAUCAAAGCCAAAUACUGACCGCUGCAGACAAUAUUGGGUAUGUCACGGUUUCCAUCCUGCGCGACAACUUCCACUGGAAAACAGCAAGAUGCAAAUCAAACCUGGACGACCUACUUUCCAUCGGGCUGUUGUGGAUUGACGAUCAAGCUGAUGAAAGAUGCUAUUGGUCAACAACAUGGAUUAACAAAAGUCAUUAG
Molecule: messenger RNA, 720 nt
Organism: Ogataea parapolymorpha DL-1
Lineage: Eukaryota; Fungi; Ascomycota; Pichiomycetes; Pichiales; Pichiaceae
Exons: 1
Coding region: 1-720 (239 amino acids)
Biological process (GO): protein transport to vacuole involved in ubiquitin-dependent protein catabolic process via the multivesicular body sorting pathway
Cellular component (GO): ESCRT II complex
Source: RefSeq, a predicted model, not a curated record